Molecule: messenger RNA, 450 nt
Organism: Saprolegnia parasitica CBS 223.65
Lineage: Eukaryota; Oomycota; Saprolegniomycetes; Saprolegniales; Saprolegniaceae
Exons: 2
Coding region: 33-413 (126 amino acids)
Source: RefSeq, a predicted model, not a curated record
AUCGAUCGCCAGUAAAUCGUCGAGCGCCGAAGAUGCAGCGAUCCAUGCCCCUCCUGCGACGCGCGCUGUCGACGGCGGCCAAGCCGCGCAAGCCUGAGUACCCGACCUCGUUCCUUGGCCACCUCAAGUCGCAAAAGCUCAACGUGUUCAACAUUGGUGUCACGGUCUUGACGCUCUCGCUAUCGAUCCAGCUUGUGGCGAUGAAGCAGGAGAAGGAGGCCGCCGAGGCCACGAACGCGGUCAUGGCCAAGCGCAUGGCCAAGCUCGAGGCGCGCCUCGCCGAGUUCAACGUCAAGGUGCUGACGGACGAAGAGGAGGCGGCCGAGAAGGAAGCCGAGGCCAUGCGCAAGCUCGAUCGCGAGCUUGAAGAGAAGGCCAAGAACGCGCCCAAGACCAAGGGCGUCAUGAUCUAAUGCAGCAGAAUGCACGCGGAAGCACCAUGACAAAGCA